Podarcis lilfordi (Lilford's wall lizard) is the source of this 7514-nucleotide messenger RNA. The record is from the annotation of a GenBank genome assembly. Lineage: Eukaryota; Metazoa; Chordata; Lepidosauria; Squamata; Lacertidae.
AUGGUCCUGGAAGACAGCACGGCCACCACUCAAAGCUCUAGGUCAGAGCAGCCUACUUGUGUCAUUUGGGGUAAGAGGUUUUGCUUCUCCGUGCGCACUAAGAAGCCUUUGCUCAAUGGCUGGUGAGGGCUUUCUGACAUCUCCUUUAUUUCGCACAGGAUGUCGGCUAGAUGGUAAGAACCCGAGCUACACAUUUGAUAUUCCAGAAGAGGAGGCAUAUGAGCAGCAGCUGUCCCUGAGGACAGUAAGUAACUUGCUAGCCUUGUCGGGGAAGGAUAUUUAACAGUUGGCUGGCCAUGGUAUGUAGCAUCCGGUUCACAUAUGGUGUGUGAGAAGGUUUGACUUUGGGUGUAUAUAGAGCAGGUAAGCGGGUGGCACUGUGGGUUAAACCACAGAGCCUAGGACUUGCCGAUCAGAAGGUUGGCAGUUCGAAUCCCCGCGAUGGGGUGAGCGCCCGUUGCUCGGUCCCUGCUCCUGCCCACAUAGCAGUUCGAAAGCACAUCAAAGUGCAAGUAGAUAAAUAGGUACCACUGCGGCGAGAAGGUAAACGGCGUUUCUGUGCGCUGCUCUGGUUCGCCAGCAGCGGCCUAGUCAUGCUGGCCACAUGACACGGAAGCUGUACACCGUUUCCCUCAGCUAAUAAAGCGAGAUGAGCGCCACAACCCCAGAGUUGGUCAUGACUGGACCUAAUUGUCAGGGGUCCCUUUACCUUUAGAGCAGGUAAGGGGGGGGGAGCCUCUUCAACCUGAAGGUCACAUCCCUUUGUGCGCAGCCUUCCAUGGGUCACAGGCUAGAGGCAAAAAUGAGUGGAGCUAUGGACCCGACUCUUCCAUUUGUUCAACACGCUACAUCCCAGAAAAGUCAGAGGUUUCUACCCACACACCUGUCUUCAUCUAGGCAAGCAAGAGGUAUUGCAUUCCCCCUACCCUUCGGUCCUCCCCAGUAUCAAGAGUAAGAGACAUGACAACCAAUAUUUGGGUGAAAUCAGGCCACAGCUUCAAUGACAAUGGAUGUAAGAGGUUUGGCAUAGGCAUUGGGUAGAUCCCCAUGCCUUCCGGCCCACCAGAAAUGAGGGAGUCCCAAGGAGUAACUCCCCCACUGGAUUGCACCUGGGGAGUGCUGUGGACCCUCGCCCCCACCUGGGUAUCCAGACAGAAGCAUCUCCCCUGGAUCCUUUUUAAGGGGUGCUACAUUCCAGAAAAGUCAGAGGUGUCUACCCACACCCAUGUCUCCGUCUAAGCAAGCAAGAAGCAUUAUCAUUGUUCAAGGAUACAUUCUGCAUGAGGAAGUCACAGAGCAGGGCCAGUAAAUGUGUGGGCUGCAGAGAGCCUUGAGGGCCAAAGACACAUUUGGCCUCUGAGGUUGCCUGUUCUUGGUACAGAGUACCUAUCCCAAUUUGGUUUCCUCCAGGUGUAGUUGGACCACAGCCCCUAUCAUCCUUGACCACUUGUGGCUCAUACCUAGAGGACCACAGGUUCCUCACCCAUAACCAAGCCAAUAGCCCCUGGUCCCUCCACCCAGUUUAUUCAGCAAAGUACAGUUUCUGCAGCCAAGUCAAACCAAAAUGAACUGUAAUGUUACACGACCUCUGUUCACAUGUGCCUCAUAUCUCGCGUGCCAGGGCAUGGUUGAGUUCAGUGUCUGGAGGGCCACAGGUUCCCUAUAUGUGGUCUAGGCCUUGAAGUGGUGGGGAACUUCACAUUGCAGCGGGAAAGAGAUAAUCCAGUUCAGUAUCUCACUUUGCUUGUUUCUUAUUUGCAGUCCAUUUGAUGGCAAGAAUCUGAUUGCAGUCUACAUUAUAGCUAAAACAAAAACACUGUACUUGGGGUUGGCUCAUGGGGGAACUAUCAUGGUGUUAUGCCAAAGAUUCAGAAAUGGUGGUCUUACUACAAUUUCUUUGAGGUCUUGAUGGCUUUGAUUUCUGCCAAAAGGUCUGCCUAGGGGAAAAUGCGAGGGAUGAACUCAAUAUGGUGGAGAUCUUGCCCCCCAAAGAUAGCAAGCCAUCUACUGCAGUGCAUAUAGCAACCUUGAAACUUUCUGUGCUUCCAAUGGUGAGUACUUCCUUUGCCAUUUAUUUAUGCAUUUUUUUUAGAAGUGUUGAUUACCUCUGCCAAAAUAAUUUCCAGCCAGCUCAAAUGUAUUGCCUGAACCUCCCAAAGAUCUGACUGGGGAGGCCAUCAACUAGAGGAGGACUGAUCUAGCAUAGAUCACAAUAGGUUUUUUGUUGCCAAUCUAUCAAAAUGGAAUAGCUGAUGAUGUCAAUGUUAUGAUAUGUGUAGUGGUGAGUGUCUCAAAAUAUGAACUUGUGUACCCUCCAGGCUUCCUUAAUGGGACUUGACCUGGCUCUUCCUGUCACAUUCAGGCUAAAAUCAGGCUCUGGGCCAGUCUACCUUGCCGGACAAUAUUUAUCAGGUAACGUCUGCUGGGGUGGGGACUCCUUCUCAGCUCAAGGACUGAAUUCCUUCCCAGGGCUCCCAUGUCAAGGGUGGGCGAGGCCAGAGAGAAAAGUAAACGUGACUCAUGGGCUGGAGUUUGGUAAAUGUAUCGCAGGGGAGUGCAGAAAUAUGUAGUCUGGUAAGAGUGCUGGUUGAAAGAAUAAAUAAACUUAAGUUUAUUAGUCAUGGCAAAGAAAGCCAUUCUGAGUAUAGGUUUUACACGUGGCCAAGAUAGAGCCAAAAACUAAUGGUAGCCUGUGCUAACUCAUACUGACUAAAUGGGAGAAGAAUCCAGAAGGGAAUAAAGCCAGAAAGGAAGGAACGAGUAUUUACUAAGAGAGAAGAAAUUGGUGAGGAGGAAGAACAGGCUGGCCCUCUGUCUGUCCCUCCUGACUGUUUCAGAUAACUCAUUGAAAGCAUUGUUGCUUUAAUCCCAACCUCUUGUCAUAGGGACUGCAGUCCAGCUAUGCAAAAAAUUGGAGGUUUCUACUCAUGAAUACAUGCCCUUCUCAUUUUAUCUAGGCAAACAAGAAGCAUUAUCUUGCUUCAGAGAUGCAAUUCCAGCCAGGCACCCUUUAGACCCCCUCCUGUGGUCUAAAGCAUGUGAUUGUGAAGGGAAGAUGCAAAAUUGAUUUUGAGAUGCACCAAGUACGCUGUCUGACAAAGGCUCUCCUGAAAUCUAUUUUUCAUGUAACUUGGGGUAGAUACAUGCCUUGAUAGUUGCUUACCCUGUAUCCUGUUUCCCCAUAGGCAUCUGAAUUUGAGUUUAUGUAUGUCAUCCAUGAGCCCAGGUGGGCUAAAUCCUGUUGACAGGCUAGUGUUUCUCCCCUUGCAAUCACACCCCCCGUACAUCUUUAUUGCUGCCUCAUUCAUGCAUGCAUGUGUUUGGGCAUAUCAAAAUACUGCUGUUGCUUAAGUGCUGCCUGAAACCUGGUGCUUUCGAAAAAGCUGCUGCUUGCAUUACCAGAAUAAUCAUCACAAGUAACCCUUUCUCCCAUAUAAUCCUGGGGAUCAUAGCUUCAGGGUAUCAAAUGCUCCAUUUGCGCCAGUCAUCGUCCAGGAUUUCCUUUUUUUUUUUUUAAAUGAUAUUUAUUAAAGUUUCAAAAAAUAAUAAUACAAAAAAUACAGAAUACAGAAAGAACAAGAAUAAAGUUUUUUUUUUUAAAUAUAACCAAAGAAGUAAAAAAUAAGAGAAAACAUACCAAAUAAAACAAUUAAAAGGACAUAAAAUUUCCAUAACCUAUCUUCCUUAUACUUAUUUCCCCGGACCUCCUCAUACCUCCCUUUUUUGUAUUCCAGUUCAAUUUGUUGAUUCAGCAAAUCCUUACCAUUGAAAUUACCCAGUUGCAAACCUUUUUUCAUAUCUCUUAAAGCAUUACAGCUAAAAAACCCUUAGUUUCUAUCCAACAUCCUUCUAAGAUUCCUUAAUUUUACAAUAUUUCUGUAAAUAGUCUUUAAAUUUCUUCCAGUCUUCUUUCACCGUCUCUUCUCUCUGGUCUCGGAUUCUGCCAGUCAUUUCCACCAGUUCCAUGUAGUCAAUCACCUUCAUCUGCCAUUCUUCCAGAGUGGGUAGAUCUUGUGUCUUAAGUCCACCAAAGGUGAAAGAAUGUACCUUCAGUUUCUUUACAUUUCCAACAUUUAUUAUCGGGCAAAUGGUAGAUUUUUGCAAGCUUGACUGGGGUUAUGUACCACCUGUAUAUCAUUUUCAUAAUAUUCUCUCUUAAGGCAUUACAUGCCCUAAACUUCAUACCUGUGGUCCAUAACUGUUCCCAGUCAGCAAACAUAAUUUCCUGUGGCCAUCAUUUUAGAUAAGGAAAACAGACAUAAAUUACAUCUACAAAAUUUAACGCGGCAUCUAGUUUUGCCCAGCCACUCUGGGUGGCUUCCAACAAAAUAUUAAAAUACAAUAGUCUGUUAAACAUUAAAAUCUUCCCUAAACAGGGCUGCCUUCAGAUUUCUUCUAAAAGUCUGGUAGUUGUUUUUCUCUUUGACAUCUGGUGGGAGGGCAUUCCACAGGGUGGGUGCCACUACCAAGAAGGCCCUCUGCCUGGUUCCCUGUAACUUGGCUUCUCGCAGUGAGGUAACUGCCAGAAGGCCCUCGGUGCUAGACCUCAGUGUCCGGGUGGAUAGAUGGGGGUGGAGACGCUCCUUCAGGUAUACUGGACCGAGGCCAUUUAGGGCUUUAAAGGUCAGCACCAACACUUUGAAUUGUGCUUGGAAACGUACUGGGAGUCAGCAGGAAACAUGGCUGUUUACCUGUGGCUUGAUUAAUAAUGGUAACUUUUCAUACACCACCUCCUACAUGAUCAUGAGCCAGCUCUCCUCUUGCAGUUGGUCCCCCUUUGGACGAGGAUGAAGAUCAGGAAGAGUCCUCUAAUGAAGAAGAGGAGAUGGAGGCUUCUUCCAAGGAAAACCUGUCAACGAAGACAGAUGAGAUGGAGGCUUCUCCUGUAAAACCUGUCAAAGCCCAAUCUAGCAAGCAGGCAGGCACAUCCAAGGAAGAGCCACCACAACCUGUUCAGGAGGACUCUCUGGUAAGCCUACACUCAUGUAUUUAGAGAAUCUUCACCUGAUGUUAUUUUCCGUAUGCUCUGGCUUUCGUCAUGGUGUUCCAUUGUGCCAAAAUCAAUUUAGUCAUGGUGGCCACAUGACCUGGAAAGCUGUCUAUGGACAAACACUAGACUUAACCACCCUGGGGUCCUUUAUUUUUUACCUUUUUACCUAUUCAUGUAGAUAAUUUGUUUAUCCCUUAACCCCAGUCAUCUGUAAGCAGUGUACAAGAAAUCUAAAGGAAAAAAUCUGUUAAAUCAAACUUCAGUUAAAAUGUCUGCUGGAAUUUGUUUUUAAAAUUCCUUCAGUGGGCACUGGAAAAAUAAAACACGACUGGUAUAGAGCAGUUAUUUCCCCACUUAGAUUUAGAGAUCUCCCCCUUCCUAAAAAUUGGUCAUAGAAAGCUAGCCUCUAUGACUAUACUGAAGUAUUUUAGAAUUUAUUUUUUCAUACAGAGUAAUGAUGCUCCCUUGUUGCAUUUCAGACUUGCAACACCCUUGGUCUAAACCAGGCUAGAUGAUCAGGCUAGAUGAACAGAAAACCUAUACAGUGGUACCUCGGGUUAAGAACUUAAUUUGUUCCAGAAGUCCAUUCUUAACCUGAAACUGUUCUUAACCUGAAGACCACUUUAGCUAAUGGGGCUUCUUGCUGCCACUGUGCUGCAGGAGUAUGUUCUGUUCUCACUCUGAAGCAAAGUUCUUAAACCAAGGUACUAUUUCUGGGUUAGCGGAGUCUGUAACCUGAAGCGUAUGUCACCUGAAACAUUUGUAACCCGAGAUAGCACUGUAAAAUGUUUUGGGUGGGUUUGGCAGUGGCUAGAGCAGAUCCAAGACUGUUGCCCCAAAGGUACUUCAGGAUACAAAAGCAUCACUCUAAGACUUCCUUCAGUGUUCGAAGUGACCCUCUCGCUUUAUUGGUGCUCCUAAAAAUAUUGCCCUCCUCCUUUGCACCUUGAUCUUCAUGAAAGUGCCGUUUAAACUUUCUUCUACAGGGGAGAAGAGGAAGCAGAGGAGGGAAGGCUGCAAACAAGGGACAACUGCGAUUAUAAGUUCUGAUGGAAGGUAAGGUAGAAAUGACAUAAGAACAUAUACCGAGGUCAGAGCAUUGGGCUAUCUAGCCUAGCACUGACUGGCAGGAACUCUCCAUGGUGCUGAACAGGAAUCUUUCUUAGCCCAACCUGGAAAUACUGGAGAUGGAAGUUGGGACCUUUUGCAUGGUAAUGCAGAAGCUCCACCAGUGAGCUACAGCCCUCCCUCAAUGUUGUUGACCUUCUUGAUGAUGGUUGAGAGAAGAAAUAAAUUCAAGAUAUAAUGCACAAACCCAGGGCUUCCUUUCCUACACAAGACAAACUAGAAUGUGGCUACAGGACUUCCCUAAGGUGGAUAGCAACAUUUGUUAAUACACAAGUGUUCCAUUCCUCCUGGUCUUGUGGGAAUAUAUUCCUGCCCCUAUCUGGUCUUCAAUGGCUGUAUACAUAAGAAGAUCCUUUUGGAUCAGGCCAGUUGCCCAUCUAGUCCAGCAACCUGAUCUAGAGUCCAGCAACCAUUUGUGACCAACCUGCAAGCAGGACCUAAAUAGAAGAGCACUCUCUCGCCUUGUGGAUUUCCAGCAAUUGGUAUUCUGGAGCAUUACUGAUUCUAGGCAUGGAGCAGAACCAUAAUGGAGGGCAGAGCUAUCAAUCGCUACUUGCCAUGAUAGCUGUGCUCUGUCUCUAUGGUUGGGGGCAGAAAGGCUCCUGAGUACCACUUGCUGGAAACCACAGGAGGGGGACUGCUUUUGAGCUCAGCUUCCGCUUGCAGGUUUCCUGUAGGCACCUGGUGUUGGCCACUGUGAGAACUAGAUUCUGAAUUAGAUGAGCCAUUAGUCUGGCUCAUCAGGCUGUUCUUAGGUUCAGCUAUAGGACUCCAGAUUCUUUUUGCUCUGUUGCACGUGAGUGAAACCAAAAGAGUUUCAAGGAAUGGUUAUUGUUAUUGUUUAAUUAUUAAAUGUCUAUACUGCUCUUCAUCCAAGGAUUGUAGAGUGGUUUGCAAUAUAAAAACAUAAAAAUGCGUAACAGUAACAACAACAACAACAACAACAACAACAACAACAACAACAACAACAAUAAUAAUAAAAAUACCACCAUAGUUUGCUGAAUUGACCAAAGGCUCAGAAGAAGAGAAAUGGUGGGGCUUUUUUGGUAUCCUCUCAGGCAAUUAUGCAGCAGUUACAAUCAAUCAAUGAAUGAAUCUGAAUUGUGGUCAAAGAUCAGACAGCAGCAGCAGUCACAAAUAUAGGCACUUUUCCCUUGAAGGAGGAGCUGAUUCUGGGAGACCCUCUGGUGUUUGGAACCUUGAUGGAUGCUUUAGGGACUCCCUCCCAGGCACAAGGACCAAUGUUUAGCCCAAUGUAGAUCACAAGGUUCUGUAGAGUAUCCUCUAUCCAUAAAUACAUGUGUCCAUGUUCUAGAAAAUCCCAACACUUCCUUUUUCCUUUUUCCAGGAACCGAAAGAAGAGUUGGGUCUAUUUAGCGCAGCUCAGAAGAAAUAA